Ricinus communis (castor bean) is the source of this 2782-nucleotide messenger RNA. RefSeq names its product protein transport protein SEC23. The transcript has 12 exons. Gene Ontology annotation, molecular function: zinc ion binding; GTPase activator activity. Lineage: Eukaryota; Viridiplantae; Streptophyta; Magnoliopsida; Malpighiales; Euphorbiaceae. Gene Ontology annotation, biological process: COPII-coated vesicle budding; COPII-coated vesicle cargo loading; endoplasmic reticulum to Golgi vesicle-mediated transport. Gene Ontology annotation, cellular component: COPII vesicle coat; endoplasmic reticulum exit site. The record is from RefSeq and is a predicted model, not a curated record. Bases 362 to 2647 code for a protein of 761 amino acids.
CUUGAAGGGUUUAUUUUUGCCUUUUGUCUGGCUUAUUUGUUUAAACAGUUUAAGUUUGGCAUAUUUGAGUCAUUGAUACAAGUUCAAGGGUAAGUUUCUUUUUACUUUUUCACUUAUUUAGAGUAGUUAAGCAACUGAUUACGGUAGUUGUAGGAAAGAUAAAAAGGCAAAUGAAGAGAAUCAGAGAAGAGAAACUAGCCAAGGAGGAGCACAGUGGGAAGGAGUUGUCGAUGAAGACGGUCAACGUUGAGCAUAGACGAUUAACUUUGGCGAUCAUUUGAAAAUUUACUCUCUCUCUCUCAAAUAGAUUUUGAUUUGAAUUUUCUUGAACCUGUAUACACGGAAAACCUCAUAAAGAAGGAUGGCGGAAUUCAUGGACCUGGAAGCGCAGGACGGAGUGAGAAUGCCGUGGAACGUACUUCCGGGCAGCAAGCAAGAGGCUAGCAACUGUGUCGUUCCGGUAUCCGCUAUCUACACGCCGAUUAAGCCCUUCCCAAACAUGCCGGUCCUCCCCUAUGCUCCCCUCCGUUGCCGCACGUGUCGCUCCGUGCUGAACCCAUUCUCGAUAGUGGAUUUCGCGGCGAAGAUCUGGAUCUGCCCCUUCUGCUUCCAACGCAACCAUUUCCCACCCCACUACGGCUCCAUUAGCGACGACAAUCUCCCUGCGGAGCUCUUCCCGCAGUACACCACCAUUGAGUACGAGACUCCAGGAGAGAAGUUCUCCUACUCUUCGGUUUUCAUGUUCGUGGUGGAUACUUGCAUCAUCGAGGAGGAGAUGGCUUUCCUCAAGUCUGCCUUGUCUCAGGCCAUCGACCUUCUCCCAGACAACUCACUCGUCGGCCUCAUCACUUUUGGGACCUUAGUCCACGUUCACGAACUUGGCUUCGGCCAGAUCCCUAAAACCUACGUCUUCAGGGGCUCCAAAGACGUCUCCAAGGACCAGCUGCUUGACCAGAUGGGCUUCUUUCUCAAAAAACCUAAGCCCCCCACCGGUGUCAUUGCCGGCGCCCGGGAUGGCCUCUCUUCGGAGAGUAUUUCCCGCUUCCUCUUGCCUGCCUCUGAGUGCGAAUUCACUCUCAAUUCGGUCUUGGAGGAGCUGCAGAAAGAUCCUUGGCCAAUUCCACCCGAUCACCGUGCUGCCAGGUGCACCAGCACGGCUAUCAGUGUGGCUGCCAGCUUGUUAGGAGCUUGUGUUCCUGGAUGUGGAGCUCGAAUUAUGGCUUUCAUUGGUGGUCCAUCCACCGAAGGACUUGGUGCUAUUGUAUCAAAGAAUCUCUCUGAACCAAUCCGUUCUCACAAGGACUUGGAUAAAGAUACUGCUCCCCAUUUUCAUAAAGCUGUGAAGUUCUAUGAGGGACUUGCAAAGCAGCUUGUGCAUCAAGGUCAUGUACUUGAUCUGUUUGCAUGUGCUCUUGACCAGGUGGGGGUUGCUGAACUUAAAGUUGCAGUUGAAAGAACCGGUGGGCUUGUUGUGCUUGCAGAGAGCUUUGGUCAUUCGGUAUUUAAGGACUCACUUAGGCGUGUUUUUCAGUCAAGUGACUGUGACCUUGGACUAUCAUCAAAUGGCAUAUUUGAAAUAAAUUGUUCAAAGGAUGUCAAAGUUCAAGGGAUUAUCGGUCCUUGUGCAUCACUCGAAAAGAAAGGUCCUUUGUGCUCCGAUACUGUCGUUGGCCAGGGAAAUACCAGUGCAUGGAAGAUGUGUGGGCUAGACAAAGCUACAACUUUAUGUAUAAUUUUUGAAAUUGUGAAGAAGGACAAUCUAGAUGCUACUGUUCAACCUACAAGCAAUCAAUUUUACUUCCAAUUUUUAACUUAUUACCAGCAUAGCAAUGGUCAAAUGAGACUUCGUGUCACAACCCUUUCGAGGAGAUGGGUCGCUGGAUCUGGAAGUAUACAGGAUUUGAUUGCUGGAUUUGACCAAGAAGCAGCUGCGGUAGCCAUGGCGCGCCUAGUUUCUUUCAAAAUGGAGAUUGAGGCUGACUAUGACCCGAUAAGAUGGCUAGAUAAAGCUUUAAUACAUCUAUGUUCGCGGUUUGGAGAUUACCAGAAGGAUAGUCCAUCUUCAUUCAGCUUAUCUCCUCGGCUUUCAAUAUUCCCUCAAUUCAUGUUUAAUUUACGGCGUUCACAAUUUGUUCAGGUCUUCAACAACAGCCCAGAUGAGACAGCAUACUUCAGAGUCAUACUCAAUCGAGAAAAUGUUGCCAAUUCUGUUGUGAUGAUACAACCUUCAUUGAUUUCUUACUCAUUUCAUUCAGUACCAGGGCCAGCUCUUCUUGAUGUGGCUGCCAUUGCAGCUGAUAGGAUCCUGCUUUUGGACUCUUAUUUCACUGUUGUUAUCUUCCAUGGUGCAACUAUUGCUCAGUGGCGAAAAGCUGGCUACCAUAAUCAACCAGAACAUCAGGCAUUUGCCCAAUUGCUGCAAGCUCCUCGUGAUGAUGCAGAUGCAAUAAUCAAGGAAAGGUUUCCAGUUCCUCGAUUAGUGGUUUGCGAUCAACAUGGUUCACAGGCUCGUUUUCUUCUAGCAAAAUUAAACCCUUCUGCUACAUACAACACUGAUGCUCCUCUUCCAGGCGGAGAUAUCUUAUUUACGGAUGAUGUGAGCUUUGAGGUCUUCUUGGAUCAUCUCCAGAGACUAGCUGUUCAAUAAAUCUCACUUGAUAUUUGCAAUUUUGAAAACCUUAUUUGACAUUUUUGUACAGUAAGUAUACAAGUUAUUUUAGUCUUUCUUCUGUUCCAGUUCUAAUUACUAUAGAAAAUAUAUAUACACAUAUAUACUUAUAUA